ACUUAAAACCUAACCUCACAUAACCUACCUUUUAUAACGAAAUCAGUAGUCGAAAUUCUACUCAAAGUUAAAAUGUACAGUUUAAUUCGAAAUGCGCGAAAUGUACCCAAAACGUCAUUACAAUGUGCGUGUUUUUCAACAGUUAGACAACCUAAUCCUAAAGAGUCUGACGAAAAGGUCACUAAAACUAUCGAGACCAACACAGAGUCUUCCGCACCUGUAAAUAAUCUACCUACUGAUACUCCUAAAAAAUAUGAUCCCAAAGAUGUAACUAAAGAGGAUAUGAAGUGGCGAACGCCUUGGCAUCAAAAAGAAGCCCAACGCUAUAGUACUCUCAGAACAUUCUACAGUGAGGAAAAUCAGACAAAUCUUCUAAAAUUUCUUCAAACUCCAAUCGAUUUAUCACCUUCUGCUAUCCGAAAAUGGUGGACGGAGAGGAAGGAACAUAGAGAAAUGAUGUUACAGAUGUAUCUACCUGAAAGACAUCAAACGUUGGGUAACGAACUGGCAGCUGCACAUUUUAUUGUUCAUCGAGGAGGCGCCGUGAAAUUUUAUCAUCAAAACAAUUGGAUAAAAGCUAAUGAGUAUAAUGAUUAUAACUUACCAAGAUUUUAUGAAGAAGAUAAAAUAUUGCAGGCCAUUGACUGUAGUGACAUGAAUUUAUAUUACGAAGGUUUAGCAAAUUUGAAAGAUUUGAAACAAGUGGAGUGGUUAAGUUUCAAUGGAGUUGAGAAUUUUGAUGAUUGGUUCUUAGAUAGAAUUAGUAAUAUUUUUAGUCAUAGCUUAGUUUAUUUGGAUAUUAGGAAUUGUCCGAAAUUUACAGAAAGGGGGUUAGGGGCACUUUAUAAGAUGGAUAAUCUUAAGAUCUUGUGCAUUGACGAUAUGUUAAUGACGACUUCAUUUGAAAUGACUUGUUUAAUGUUACAAGAAGUUAAUCCACAUUUAGAUAUCAAAGUUGGUGACUAAUUGUUGUUAAUUUAUAGUUAAGAUAUUUAUUAUGUUUGUAAAAUAGUAAGAGUAAAAUAUUUCUAAUUAUU
Messenger RNA from Zophobas morio, 1037 nucleotides. RefSeq names its product distal membrane-arm assembly complex protein 2. NCBI's taxonomy places the organism in Eukaryota, Metazoa, Arthropoda, Insecta, Coleoptera, Tenebrionidae. The record is from RefSeq and is a predicted model, not a curated record. The coding region runs from base 73 to 966 and encodes 297 amino acids. The transcript has a single exon.